Petromyzon marinus (sea lamprey) is the source of this 3079-nucleotide messenger RNA. Lineage: Eukaryota; Metazoa; Chordata; Hyperoartia; Petromyzontiformes; Petromyzontidae. The record is from RefSeq and is a predicted model, not a curated record.
UCUGGCAUUGGAACGCGCAACAAUAACCAGCAGCAUUGUGCAAGGCGAGCGUUUCACGCGUAAAUUGACACUCGAAUGCCCGCAGUUAAACGAUGUCUAUGGGUGCAAUAUAUCUCCCUAAAUGUCGACGUUUCUGUGUUGGGGAUAUGUAAGCAGCAUACGGCCACGCAUUAUUUUACGACAGAAACAAUUUGGUAUCCUUCAGGCUACCAAACUAUUGUUCCAAAACAUUCGGGGUUUUUUUCUUCUUCUGCAGUUGACCCUUGAACUCUUAAUGACGGCCGGUGAUAUAAAAGCCGUAAGUGGUUGUUUUUUUUAAAUACAUCAUCGUCAAGCUGUUGCUGUCGUUAUGCCACUAAAACAAUACAAAUGGAUUCGACUUCAAUCAAACGCUGGAUCACGGGAUUCUUAUGACGUGUCUGAUGGGUUAUGGGGGUUGUUUGGCUAUAAUUCACCACGCUGUUCAUUUGUGGUUAGUGAAGGGUGGAGGGUUAAAAGAGAGCGGGUGGAGCAAAAAGAGGUUCAAAUAUCACUCGCCAAUGACGUAAACCGCGGCCGAAAAUUGACCUCGGAUGGCCGGGUUUUUUAAAUCAAUAUUUUUUUCUACACGCAUGGCAAUGCACAGUCGCGUGCGCAGGUCAUUUAAACGAAUAACGUUGUGAAAUCUAGAGUUACUGUAACAACUACUCUUUAUUGUUAUAACGCUAAGAAACAUGACGCUUAUCUCAGGGCGAUUAGCACAAUGCGCCAUGAACUCAACGUCCUGAAUUCUACCGUAAACCACGGCUAAUAUCAGCAGCGAGUAAUAUAAUAAUCGGGGUUAACCCCUCCCCCCACCACUAAGCCGCAGUGAUCAGUUUGGGGAAGUAUGGUGACGAAAACUCUAUUUCCGACAACCUCCCAAGCAGAGGAUUGACAAGGGCUGUGAAUUAUUUCCAAGCAAUUCGCUAUAGUGAAGACAGCAGCAGCAACAACAACAAAAUCGCACCCACUAUACAGAUGCCAUACGUUUGUGAAUUCUUUAACUGCAUUUGAGAUUUUCGUUUCGAAACUUCACGUGACGCUUCAUAUUUUGCGUCAUGGGUUCAGCGAACAGAACAGAACGUCACAGCGUGGGUCCCAACGCACGGUCAGCAUGAGCACGGUUGGUCUACGUACGGUGCGAAAAAAAAGUUAUCCAGUCGACGCGUUAUCUCGGCAAUCAAGUGUGCCAACAGAAGACCCCCAGCAGUCGCUUUAGCCUAAUGUUAUCUGUGACCAAACAUGACGCCACGCCAUAUACUAAGUAUAGCGCACUGCCUCAAGUAUAUAUCUGCCAGUUACUGUUAGCAGAGCAGCAGAGGCCCUAAAGCUUACUUGUUAGUGCACAGGGCAAUGCUGCUGCUGCUGCUGCAAGCCGCGAUUAUUUCUUUCACCGGUGACGGGAAUUUCAAAGCCGUCUUUGGAAACUAGUCCGCCGCAUAACCAUGUCGUUUGCAGUAGACAGCUGAUACAUUCUGCCUUCGCAACGUACAGGCGAUAGACACUCUUUGGAAGGAACAUGUUUUUCGAGGCUAGUCUGCCGGUUACAUUAUUUUUUGGUAAGUGUUGGUAAAUUUUUAUACAAGAGAGAAAAACAAUGUUGCCGUUUGUCUCGCAGACCCGAGAUUAAUUUUUAACCAAAUUUAAUGCAACUGCAAUUGACGACCAUUUCACAUUUGCCAAAUCGUGCAAAUUAAUAUUUGUUGCGGAUAUAAGCUGUCUGGUUGGUUUGGCUGGCAAGCUCCUAGUAUAGCCUCACAAUACUCGCCGUGGGUUUCCAAACUCGGCAGAAGAAAUGGGCUCCGUGUCAUACCUGGAAGGUUUCGCAGAACCGUACGGAAACCAAUCGUUUUUCACCUUCUUUUCCACCUUUGGAGCCUACAAUCAGCGUGCCGAGGCAUCGGCAGAAACCACUAUCCUGGCGCUCAUCUUCAUUACGAGCCUUGUGGGCAAUGUCACGGUGCUCCUGAUCGUGUUCACGACCUCCUACAUGAGGUCCACCACGUGUCUGCUCGUGACCAACUUGGCCGUUCUGGACAUCGUCUUCACGCUGAACAUACCCGCCGUCGUCAUCACCAGGUGGUCGGGUUCGUGGAUACUCGGCAAGGGCCUCUGCAAGAUCACCCUCUUCAACAUGUCUCUGUGUGGCUUCUGCUCAGUCUUGACAAUGGCGCUCAUCAGCUUGGACAGAGCUCGUCACAUCCUGCCCCCGCACGUGAGAGCCAUCCGCACCCGAAGUCAGCUGUUUCUCUCCAUCUGCGUUACCUGGAUGCUGUCGUGUCUGGGCGCAUUGCCUCUCUGCAUCUAUUUCCAAGUGAAGACCUUCACCUUCUCUGGCGAGGAGGUGCACAUUUGUACCAUCCUGUGGCCAACAAGGGGCACAUCGUGGUCGUGGCUGGUGGUGAUUUUCUUGGGCAUGCUGGUUGUGCCUUCCACAGUCCUCACGUUGAAUUACAGAAGGAUUUACAAGGUGGCAAGGGACAGCAGGAUCCGUGUUCGCCAGAACGUGGAGCCUGCUCGGCUUAACGGUGGCAUCAGAAUUUCCUUUAAAGAAUUCCGCCUCGUCAAGAUGCUGAUAAUUCUGGUGAUCUCACUGUACAUCAUGUGGGUCCCGAUCUACAUCAUGCUGUGGCUCAUCGAAGCAGACCGAGAACUCGUGAACGUUUACAACUGGAAGCCCUUUCUGUCCUCCAGAGCAUUCCUCUGGGUGUCCACCGUCACGCUCACAAACUCGGCCAUAAACCCGGUCUUGUACGGGGUCCUCAACACGCAGUUCAGACGCGGCUUCAAGAGGUACUUCUGCUGCCUCCUCCGAGCGAACGCAGACUCCGCCACGGACGAAACGGCGACCAACGAUCAGAACGACGAACGCUACGGGGUCGAGAGGCAGCAGGGCGGCGUCGACGGCGCAGUGACGGCUGGGGGCCCUGCGCCAGACUUUGGGGGGCACGAGGGCGUGCGGCCGGCGGCCACCACAAUCGCGAGGUCAAGUGGAGGCGACCGAGGUAACGGAGCACUGCCGUCCUCUCAUCGCGGGGCGAUCAGCUGUCGUCUCUGA